This is a messenger RNA of Nematocida homosporus, 2184 nucleotides long. RefSeq names its product DNA mismatch repair protein MSH2. The transcript has a single exon. Gene Ontology annotation, molecular function: mismatched DNA binding; ATP binding; ATP-dependent DNA damage sensor activity. The coding region runs from base 1 to 2184 and encodes 727 amino acids. Gene Ontology annotation, biological process: mitotic recombination; mismatch repair. The record is from RefSeq and is a predicted model, not a curated record. Gene Ontology annotation, cellular component: MutSalpha complex; nucleus. NCBI's taxonomy places the organism in Eukaryota, Fungi, Microsporidia.
AUGGUCAAGUUUAAGCUGAAAGGAGAACAUUACAUUGUUUAUCCCGAAUUUGCCGUUAUAGUUAGAGAUGCCAUGCAAGAGAAAGGUGAAGGUGAGGUCAAAAUCCCAGUUCAUAAAAUCGGCGAAUUAGUAAGCACUCUAAUUCGUGAAAAACAGUGUAGUAUUGAAGAAUAUGCUGAGAUUAAUGGCCGGGAUAUCUGCAUUCGCCAGGCCUCACCCGGUAACUGGUCUGAAUUUGCAGAGUAUUUGGUUGGUGAUUCUGACUUAUCGCGUGUAGGAGGGAUUAUAGUGCAAUGGGAUAGUGCAGGAGCGACUAUUUCGUUAUCAUCAGUUUGUACUUUUGAAAAAACCGUUAUCUAUUUUGAAUUCCGAGAUACAGAGAUUUUCUCUAAUCUGGUUCAUGUUCUCUACGAACAGAACAUUAAAGAGGUUGUUUAUAAAGAUAAGGCUUUAGAAAAGCUCUUAGUAGCUAUGGGCAUAGCCCAUCACUGCUUAUCUAAACACCCCAAAGGAGAAACCUUAGCUGAGAAAGCUACCGGUCUAAUUGAAGACUUCUUUAACCUCAGAACAAAUACCUAUACCCAAUCAACCGGUCAAAUGUCCAACUCAUUGCGCAUGGACGGCUGGGCAGCUAAAUCCCUUCUUGAAGGCGAAGUCAAUCUCUGGGAUGAGAUAAGGUGCACAACCGUACAAGGCAGAAGACUCUUACGCGUGUUCAUUCGACUACCUCUAAUUUGCCGUGACGAAAUUGAAAGAAGACACUCCAUUGUCGAAGAGAUGCUUGAUUAUGCCGAAAGUAUCAAGAAACAACUAGCUCGUACUCCUGAUAUUUUAGUGAUCUGUAAAAAGCUGGCUAAAACCACUAUCUCCAUCCAGGAUGUUUUGAAAAUCACUACUACCCUUACUAAAGCCACUCAGAUCUUAGAUACAGUUUCAUUUAUCAAAAGUCUUGAACCCGAGAUAAAUACACUUAAAGGAUCUUGCUCGGCCUGUGAAGAAGUCUUAGCCAUGAUCGAUCGUGCCAUUGACCCAACCACCCAAGAAAUCCGAGCCAACCAAUCGAUCAAACUCGCCGAUCUCUACACGGCCAAGCAAGAGGUCGAAAAAGAAAUCCUCCUGACCUACAACCAGGCAGUUCAAGCCAAGAACCUUCAAAAAGCCAAAGUCAAACUAGAAACUAAUUCCAUCUACGGCUACCAUAUGAAAAUCCCCAGAACUGAAGGGGCAAUCCUUACCGGCACCGACUUUAUUCAACUCUCCGCCCAGAAGGCCGGUAUCUUCUUCACAACCAUCCGACUCAAACAACUAGAUGCCAAGCUUAAAACCAUUACAGCCGACAUUCAAACUGAAGCCGAUAAAAUCCUCCAAGACCUUCGUAGUAGUAUCAAUGCAUACCGUAGUUGGCUUGAAGUCAUCAACCAUAUGUUUGCCCUUAUUGAUGUUUUCGCCAGUCUAGCCGAGUUUGCCAAAACCAAUGGGUUCAUUCGUCCUACGUUCACCACUUCCGAAUACAAUGUCCAAGGUGUCUACCACCCUCUUCUCCCGGCCAUUCACCGCCGCCAAAGUUCCCAAGGCCGGCAUCCACCCGAACUUACCAAAAACGAUCUCCAACUAACCGCCACUAAAUUCUGUGUCUUAACCGGUCCUAAUAUGGGCGGCAAAACCACCUUCUUAAAAACCAUCGCCAUGAUAACUCUACUGGCCCAAAUGGGUUCUUUUAUUCCCGCUGAUUCAGCCCAUAUUCCCAUCUUUAAUUCACUCUUUAUUAGAAUUGGUGCCGCUGACUCCCCAGAGAAGAACAUCAGUACUUUCAUGGCCGAAAUGAACGAUGUCUCCAAAAUCCUCAAUGAAGCCGACCAGCACUCUCUAGUCAUUAUUGAUGAACUCGGUCGUGGCACCAGUGAUGCCGAUGGAUACGCUAUCGCCCAAGCCGCCACCGAACAUAUUCUCUCACUUGGAGCCACCACUCUCUUCGCUACCCAUUUCUACGACAUCUGCCAUAUCCCCGGUGUCUGCAACAAACAAGUCAGUUGUAUCCUAACCGAUACUACAGCUAUUAUGACCUAUAAAGUUGAAGAUGGAAUCGGCCAAGGCUCAUACGGAUUAAAUGUCGCCAAAUAUGUCGGAUUUCCUAAAAAGGUAAUUGAGAUAGCCGAAAACAUUUUGAAUCAACAAAACGACUAG